CUCAAAACAAGAUCAUGAUGAUGAAAGACGUGAAGUUUAUUCAAAGGAACGUCGUCCACUGGUGUCAGACCAGUUUGCAGGUAUUAUUUUUUAUUAUUUUUAUCAAUUUUUACGUCAGGAAACGAGGGUGAGAGCGAUGAGUCUGACUUCCACUGGCCGCAGCAGUAAUUAACUGUCACCUCCUCUCGGAUCCCAGCGGCUGAUUGAUGAGUCGGCAGCGACAAUCUGUUACAUCCUUGCUUCCCUGACCUCUUCAAAGCUCUUCCUCCCGUCGCCGAGGCCGAGCUGCCACGUUGGAUCAGAGGCUGAGCUCGUUAACGGGUCCACUGGACAGAGACCUCUUGCGCCCCCAGCUGGCCAACACUACGAACUGCAGCUUCAGUUCAGCAGAGCAGACUCCAGAUUAACCUAAAGAAGUCUUUGUGGUGUCGCUCGUCGGGUUUUCCGGGCCGUGACCACCUCCAUCAUGUCCACUUUCCACCUGCUGCUCUCUGGAUGUUGAUGAUAGAAACGCUGGAGCAGCAGCAGCAGCUGAACGGGGCCGAGUUGUCGCGUCACGAUAAGGAACCAGAAGCUGUUUGGGAGUUUUACAGGAAACGAAGCAGAGAAACAGCAGCUGGAGACGCUUUUAUCCUUAUUUUUUUUGUUUUAAAACUGCGCGACGCAUUUAAAGACAUUUCCUUUCGCCAAGAGAACAUCGGUCCUCUCUCCACACUCGGAACUAAUUCAGGUUUCCGGGAGCCGUCGAGGGCCAUGAAGGAGUUGGUGCUGCUCCUCCUGGCGUUGACGGAGGCCUCCUCCAGGUCUCACGGCAGCUGGUGUGAAAAGGGCUGCGACUGCCCCGGAGACCUCAGGUUCACCAUCUGCUCCCGGGCUCUGUUCACCGAGCUGCCCGGCCGAGUCCCGCCCACCACCGAGCUCCUGGACCUGUCGGACAACAACAUCUCCGUUGUCCCCAGGGACUCCUUCAGCGGCAACCGCAAGCUCCGGGUGCUGCUGCUGCAGAACAACAACAUCAGCGCGGUGGAGGACGGCGGCUUCUCUCAGCUGGAGUUCCUGCAGAAGCUGGACCUGAGCUGGAACCAGAUCUCCACCCUGUCGGAGGGCUUCUCCCUGGGCCUGGCCUUCCUGAGGGAGCUCCAGCUGGCCCACAACCAGCUGAGCAGCCUGGACAGCCGCAGCUUCCUGCACCUGGACGGCCUGCAGAGGCUGAACCUGACCGGAAACAGCAUCCACACCAUCCAGGUGAGGUCGUUCUCCUCCAUGAGCUCCCUGAGGCAGCUCCACCUGGAGGACAACCAGCUGACGUCUCUGAGGAGCGGCAUGUUCUCCAUGCUGCGCUCGGUGGAGGUCCUCAACCUGGCCGGGAACCGGAUCAGCGACACGGAGGUGGGCGUCUUCAAGCCGCUCACCAGCAUGACUCUGCUCAGCCUGGCCGACAACAAGAUGUCCACCAUCAACUUCAAGACCUUCCUGAACAUCCACACCUACAGCACCCACAUCCUGCUGGAGGGGAACCCCUGGAACUGCGACUGCGACCUGCAGAGGGUUUUCAGGAAGCUGCGCAGCAUCCAGAGGCUCUUCCUGGACGACUACUACAACCUGAGCUGCAUGGCGCCGCCUGUCCUCCAGGACUACCUGGUGAUGGACGUGGACAGCGAGCUGUGCAUCGCGGAGACGGUCACGGUGCUCAUCAUCACCGCCACCGUGGUGAUAACCGUGCUGGCCGCCAUGGUGAUGGGCGAGAGGAAGAGGAAGAAGAAGAAGAAGGCGAUGCACUGGACGCAGCAGGAGGACUUUUCGGACGAGUCGGAUCAUUAAAAACGUGUCUCCCGUCUCUGUCUGUCUGUUUCUUCUUUUUUUAUACACUGUAUUUUCACACAACUGUUGCAUGAAUCCCACAGAUUCUGCCGAUCAUUUUGUCAGGAUUUCCCGUCUUCCUACAAAUAUGCACUAUAUUCAGGGAGCUACGUCCUCUCACUUCAAUAAAAAAGGCUGAAAAAUCACUUUAUGUAUGAACAGAUGUCUUGAAAUUAAAGCAGUGGUGGUUGUGGUUGUUCUAUAUUUUUAAAUUGUCCAGGAGGGUGGACAGCUCCCCCUGCAGGUAAAGAGCUGCACUGGCUUCAAGCAGCUGCUGGGUGGGGUCUGCUUUUUUCCUUCUAUGGUGACUUAAUCAACUUAAGUAAUUAAAAUAAUUAAACCUGCCUCUGCAAUAUUUGACUCUGAGGUUAAUUAAUGAGAUUUAUCUGCGUGAUAGUUAUAGUAUAAGUAAGUUGUGAUAUAUUAGUAUGUGUGUGUGUGUGUGUUUAUAUACACACAUUGUAUAUUGGUAUUUUCUAGGGACACCUAUGAAGUCUGCGCUACUGAGUGGUGAGUUCAGUCCUCUUCAUUCUGAUUUAAUGUUUGUGUUUUGUUUUGUUUUUAAAAAAAAAUGGAUGAUAUAUAUUUGCAAAAAUAAAUAAAGGUUCUACCGUGAGUUACA
Messenger RNA from Mugil cephalus (flathead mullet), 2482 nucleotides. RefSeq names its product chondroadherin. Gene Ontology annotation, cellular component: plasma membrane. The coding region runs from base 496 to 1821 and encodes 441 amino acids. The record is from RefSeq and is a predicted model, not a curated record. The transcript has 4 exons. Lineage: Eukaryota; Metazoa; Chordata; Actinopteri; Mugiliformes; Mugilidae. Gene Ontology annotation, molecular function: protein binding.